AUGGCUCUAAGCAGACGGGAAAUGGUGUGUUUGGUGGGAAUAGCUUGUCUCUGGCUGCCGGCGUUAGCGGAGGUGGCGGCUGAGGACAGCUACUUGAAUGAGGUGCAGAGCUCAGCCCCUCUCUCCUGCUCUGAGGGGUUCACGGAGCUGGGCUACUACAACGGCACCGUGUCCCAGACGGACUCUGGCGCCCCCUGUCUGAAAUGGACCGAGUUCCCAGACUACGUCCUGCAGUACCCGGGCAGAGGACUGGGAGACCACAGUUUCUGCAGGAACCCAGACCGGGAGUCCAAUCCCUGGUGCUUCUUCAGACAAAACUCAGGGGCCAUCGGAUGGGCCUACUGUGACUGCCACCAGGGUGCUGCUCGGGUGGUGGGUGGGUUGUCCCCUGGCAGUGGCCGUGUGGAGGUGUACCUGAAUGGCCAGUGGGGCGCAGUGUGUGACUCUCAUUGGACGGACAGAGAUGCCAGUGUGAUCUGUAGACAGCUGGGCCUUGGUGAGAUCGGCACAGCCCUACAACACUUGCAGUUCGGAUCGGGCUCCGGCUUGUUCCACUAUGAGCGCUUGGGUUGCCAUGGUGACGAGAACACCCUGAGUAAGUGCCGGAGCAGGACGUUUGUCACCGGUGACUGCAGCCACGGAAAUGAGGCAGGAGUGGUGUGUGCACCCCCAGAAGGCAGCGGUCCUCCGCUGCGGUUGGUUGGAGGUGAGGAAGACUUUGAGGGUCGUGUGGAGGUGUUCCACGGAGGAAGGUGGGGCACUGUCUGUGAUGACCAAUGGGACGACAGAGAUGCAGAGGUGAUCUGCAGACAGCUGGGCUUCGGGGGUGUGGCUAAGGCCUGGUCGUGGGCUCAUUUCGGUCAGGGCUCAGGGCCCAUCUUACUGGACGCUGUGAGGUGCACAGGAAAUGAACUCUUCCUUGAUCAGUGUCCUCAUGGAGACUGGGAGCAGCACAACUGUGACCACAUGGAGGAUGCUGGGGUCUCCUGCAGUCCAUAUACGGAUGGUGUGGUACGUCUGGUUGGAGGAGACAGUCCCUGGGAAGGUCGUGUGGAGGUGUUCCACAAUGGCGACUGGGGAACGGUGUGUGAUGACCACUGGACCCAGCAACAUGCGCGGGUGGUCUGCCAACAGCUCGGAUACAGGGGUCACGCGGAGGUCGUAGCGGAUGGAACGUUUGGGGAGGGGAUUGGACUGAUCCUAUUGGACGACGUCCACUGCGACGGAUCUGAGACUUCCCUGCUUGACUGUCGCCGUGGUAUCUGGGGGAGAACCGACUGCUCCCAUAAUGAGGACGUAGGGGUGUGCUGCAGGGUCGGGGCCGGUCAGGAGACCAACGAGGUGCAAGUCAUUGCCCCAUCCACAGGUCCCCUGGUGCGUCUUGUGGGCAGCAGUAGCCGGAAGGAAGGACGGGUGGAAGUGUAUUUCCAUGGCAACUGGGGCAGUAUUUGUGACUCGGGCUGGAACGACCUCAACGCGGCUGUUGUGUGCAGGCAGCUGGGACAUAGCGGCCGGGCGGUGGCAGCAGGGGGCUUUGGCCAGGGGAAAGGGCCCAUCCACCUGGACCAGGUGAGGUGCACGGGGAAGGAGGAGUUCUUAGGGGAGUGUCCCUCUCUGGGCCAGAGCCUGCAGGGCUGCAGGCGUAGGGAGGACGCAGGGGUGAGGUGUGAUGUGACCCCUGGGGCAACCGGGGAGCAGGCCAAGCCACACGAGCUGACAUGUGGCCUGAGGAAGAUUGUGGAGGAAGGGAACAAGAAGCAGCAGGGAGAGAAAAACACACUAAGUAACUCAUGGCCAUGGCAAGUGUCAGUGUGGCUUCGGUCUGAGGGACAAGAUGGCGCUCCUCUCUGUAGCGGUACUCUGAUCAGCCCCUGCUGGGCUCUCACCUCCGCAGACUGUUUCAACAGGUUCGGCAAGGAUCUAUCCAGGUAUGUGGUACGCAUCGGGGCCACUGAGCGAAAACUUACCCCAGAACAAAUCACAAUUCACAAGAAGUUCAAGGGCCAGAGCGGUGGUCACAACCUGGCUCUGCUGAGGCUGCCCAGCACCAAGGGUCAUUGUGUAACCUUCGAACGUGACACUAAUGCAGCAUGCCUUCCCCUACCAGACACAGCAGUGGGGGGGAAGACCCUGUCCUCAUGUGUUAUCACGGUUACCACACAAUGGGAAGGGCCAGAUUCAGUGGUCGCCUCGUGGGUUCCCCUGAUGUCUUCAUGGCAAUGCAAAAAGCGCUACGGCGAUAGCUACUCCAGCCACGGCACACUGUGUGCCGGCAGCCCUCCAGACACCAGCCGUCUCCAUGGUGACAGUUGCCAGGGCAACUCUGGAGGCGGGCUGGUGUGCCAGGGGGAGGCGGGCCGCUGGGUGCUCACUGGGGUGGUCGCCGGGGGUUACGGAUGCGGCGUCCCCUCCUCUCCGGCACUCUACACUCGGGUCAGUCGUUUCAGGAGUUGGAUCGAGGAGGUCACUGGUGCUCACAUGCAGCAGCAGCAGCAGCAGCAGCAGCGCGCACACACAGAAGACACCCGCACACGUGUUGAGGAGGAUGACGUGAACACGCGAAAGGAGAACACACACGCUGAGCUGGCAUAUACCAACGACCUCACACUUAUGGACGCUGACCUGAUGCACGCCUAUAAGGAACACACUCACAGCGAGGGCAGAGAUAAAUACUCUCAUGCGCAUGGAGAGCCAAGGCAAACACCCAUUCAGCAAUUCAGCAUAGAAACGAAUGAAGUCAACGAGCUCACACAGAAACACACGCACACUCAUAGCCAGCACAUGCAUGCUCAUCACCGCACUAACAUGCACAGGAAGAGCGCACAUCCCAUCAAGGCCGACAAGCACACACAUGCCCUGGUCUGA
This is a messenger RNA of Lampris incognitus (smalleye Pacific opah), 2865 nucleotides long. RefSeq names its product neurotrypsin-like. Gene Ontology annotation, molecular function: serine-type endopeptidase activity. Gene Ontology annotation, biological process: proteolysis. The record is from RefSeq and is a predicted model, not a curated record. Lineage: Eukaryota; Metazoa; Chordata; Actinopteri; Lampriformes; Lampridae. The transcript is spliced from 14 exons. The coding region runs from base 1 to 2865 and encodes 954 amino acids. Gene Ontology annotation, cellular component: membrane.